Saccostrea cuccullata (small rock oyster) is the source of this 1429-nucleotide messenger RNA. RefSeq names its product tenascin-like. The annotation marks the transcript as partial. The record is from RefSeq and is a predicted model, not a curated record. Gene Ontology annotation, cellular component: extracellular region. NCBI's taxonomy places the organism in Eukaryota, Metazoa, Mollusca, Bivalvia, Ostreida, Ostreidae. Gene Ontology annotation, molecular function: peptidase inhibitor activity; protein binding. The transcript has 8 exons.
UUUUAAAAUAAUGGAAGUAUAAACACGGUGAUUUUAAAUAAUCUUUUUCAACAUUUUCAGUCGUUAGAAUACACCGAUGUCAGACUAAAAGUGAACGCUCAAGUCAGUCAGACAGAAAAGUUCAUAGCUUUCCUUUUAAACUACUGAUUGGCGGGUUUCUUAGCUCCAAUUGACCAGAAUCUUUGAAGCAGAACACUAAGCUUCAAUAUCAUACUAGAGGGAUUACCCUGUUUAUUCCGGAUAUAUGUUCUAAGAUGAGAAGGCUGGAACUGUGUUGACCGCUCUCAGGAAGAAAAAUAUAUAUAAAAACAGCAGAGCGGAAGGAGGGCCAAAAUGAACAGGAAACUUAUUUUUGUGAUUUUCGUCUUGGCAGCAUUUCUGGUUCUCGCGGAAAGUGGACGAAGAAGACGUCGUCGUCGUAACUGUCCCAGAACAGAUGAGGAUUCUAACGGCGACCAUUGGUGUUGUGACGUCAAAACCAAGAAUGUGACUCACUGGGACUUGUUUUGGUGGCCCUGUGACGAAAUCGAUGCUCUCCAAGAGGACUAUGGCGACGAGCAUCCAUCCGAAGAAGAAUGGAAUUGGUGUGGAACGGAUGGAAGUGACCGGAGGCGCAGGUCUUCGGGAAUGUCCUGGUAUAACCUUUGCCCUCUCUGGGUUGCUUACAAUGUCACUGUUAGAUACAACAGCUGGAGUUGUUGUCCAGGGUGGAAUGAAGAUGAAUACGGCUUCUGUUCUGUCGCGGAGAGUGGUACUGGUCCUUUAUAUUGUGAUAAUGGUGGAUCCCUUAUUGAUAACUCGUGUGUUUGUCUUGAUGGGUUCAUAGGAACUCACUGCGAGACGCCUGUUUGCAAACCAGACUGUCAAAACAAUGGCCAUUGUGCAGCUAGAGAUGGAAAGCCAAUUUGUGUUUGUCCCGAAAAUUUUGGUGGCGAUCAAUGUCAAACACCCAUCUGUGAAAAGCCAUGCCUGAAUGGCGGACUCUGCGUUGCAGACGCGUGUGAGACUAGAUGUCGCUGUAAAGCCGGAUACGCUGGCAAAUUCUGCGAGAUAGUUAUAAAAGAGGGCGACUGUCCAAUCAGCAUGCCCAGUAACACUUGUGGUCAAGGAUGCAGCACUGAUAACGACUGCGCAGGCGUCAACAAAUGCUGUUUUCACCAAAGCUGCGGUUUCAAUGAAUGUAUGAAGCCAAUCAACUCGAGUCGCUGUGUUUACAAGAAUCAUACAUACAAUGUCGGAGAGCAGAUGAAGAAAGACGACUGCACUACUUGUAUUUGCCAGGGAGAAGGGAUGUCAUAUGACCCUUCUGGUUUUGACUGUUACACCAUUGACUGUUUCGUCACUUCCUGUCCUGAUGGAAUGGUGUAUAGAAAUAUCCCAGGGCAAUGUUGUGGGCAGUGUGAAGGUAUGCCAUGCUUAAGAUUCAAAG